Molecule: messenger RNA, 887 nt
Organism: Myripristis murdjan (pinecone soldierfish)
Lineage: Eukaryota; Metazoa; Chordata; Actinopteri; Holocentriformes; Holocentridae
Gene: lamtor4
Product: late endosomal/lysosomal adaptor, MAPK and MTOR activator 4
Exons: 4
Coding region: 123-425 (100 amino acids)
Biological process (GO): cellular response to amino acid stimulus; positive regulation of TOR signaling
Cellular component (GO): lysosome; Ragulator complex
Molecular function (GO): guanyl-nucleotide exchange factor activity
Source: RefSeq, a predicted model, not a curated record
UUGUGUGCACACAUUUUUUUGGAUCCUUGAAUGCACGAGCGGCACCAGAAGGUGUCCAGCAGUCACGUGAAACAGGAAAGGAGGAAAUUCAGAGGCAACUUCACAGGGCAGAAGGAGUGAGGAUGAUCACAGCGGCUCUGACGCAGGGUCUGGAGAGGAUCCCGGACCAGCUGGGCUACCUGGUCAUCAGUGAAGACGGGGUGCUGGCGUCUGCAGGGGAGCUGGAGAAUGAUGAACACACUGCCGGAGUGAUCAUGCAAAUGGUCCGCACGGCGUGCCGCUUCCAGUUGCACGGAUCUGCAGAGCCACCCUUCAAACGAAUGUCAGUGGUGUUGGAAGACUUUGUCUACACGGUGACUGUAUCUGGUCAGAAAGUGUUUGUUGUGAAGCGUCAGAACAACCAGCGAGAGCCUGUCAAUGUUUAACUGUGAAGGCAGGGGAAUGUGAAGUGGACUGUCAUUCGACUGUGGUGAAAGAUGAUGUACUCAGGACAUUUGGAAGGCAAAAGUUGGUGUACAGCAGCGCUGACGAUGAACGGCGUGUGUCUGGAAGGCAAAGAAGAUCCCUCCCCAUCCAUCCUGCUCAUAGCUGAGGCUGUGGUGAGCAGACGCUGCUCCCCUGCAGCCCAGCAGCUUCAUUGCAGUUUGCUGAAAAUCAGGUUUUUGGGAUAAUUUCAAUGGCUUUUCUAACCCAGUGUCAACAGUUUGCUAUAGUUAACAUCUGUUGAACUUGUGUAAGUACUAAAUAAUCGACAACUAUACUGCAUUUUUUUUUUCUUUUUUCCCCCUGUAUUAUAAGUGCUAUGUGUAUGCUGUGUAACUUAGACAGUGCUUGGUUUUGGCUAUUUAAAGCUCUUGUAUGAUUGAAUAAAAUUUGACUUAAAGCUU